Molecule: messenger RNA, 1684 nt
Organism: Arachis ipaensis
Lineage: Eukaryota; Viridiplantae; Streptophyta; Magnoliopsida; Fabales; Fabaceae
Product: pectin acetylesterase 12
Biological process (GO): cell wall organization
Cellular component (GO): plant-type cell wall
Molecular function (GO): pectin acetylesterase activity
Source: RefSeq, a predicted model, not a curated record
UUAACAUAAUAGUGGUUCUUUAAAAGGAAUCAAUUCUCAAAGUAAAGAGAAAGAAACAAUAGAUGAAUAGAAGACUGUGUAUUUAAGCUUAGUAUAGUUUUGCUUCAACAUACUUGAAUUAGGAGCAUUAAUUAUCAAGAAACAAUGGCAAUGAAGAAGAAGAAGCUGAAUUUUUUUGGAUUUGCAUUUGCAUUUGCAUGCUUAGUUUGUGGUGUUGUCUCCUAUGGAUCUGAGCCACUCUCUGUGCUUUCUUUCUUGGAAAACGAUGCCGUUUGGGCCAAGCCUUCUUCAUUAACAACAUACCAACCUCUCAUGGUUAAUCUCACUCUCAUUCAUGGAGCUGCUUCUACAGGAGCUGUUUGUUUGGAUGGAACAUUGCCGGGUUACCACUUGGAUCGCGGAUUCGGAUCUGGUGCGAAUAGUUGGCUUGUUCACUUGGAGGGAGGAGGGUGGUGUAAUACUGUUAGAAACUGCGUCUACAGAAAAAAUACUCGCCGUGGUUCCUCGACAUACAUGGAAAGUCAAAUACAAUUCACCGGAAUCUUGAGCAAUAAGGCAGAAGAAAACCCUGAUUUCUUUAACUGGAAUAGAGUCAAAUUAAGGUACUGUGAUGGGGCAUCUUUCAGUGGUGAUAAUGAACUUGAGUCUGAGCAGCUUCAAUUCCGAGGACAAAAAAUAUGGCUAGCAGCAAUUGAGGAAUUGAUGUUCCAAGGAAUGCAGACAGCGAACCAGGCACUUCUGUCCGGAUGCUCGGCUGGCGGUCUGGCAUCUCUAAUACAUUGCGAUGAGUUCCGAAGCUUGUUUCCAGAAUCUACCAAGGUUAAAUGUUUGAGCGAUGCAGGGUUUUUCCUUGAUGCAGUUGAUGUCUCUGGGAACCGCACACUGAAGAAUCUGUUUGAAGGUGUAGUUCAGUUACAGGAUGUACAAAAGAACCUGCCCAAAAGUUGCCUUGACCAAUUGGAUCCAACUUCGUGCUUCUUUCCUCAGAAUAUGGUCCAACAUAUUGAGACUCCAUUGUUUCUACUCAAUGCAGCGUAUGAUUCGUGGCAGGUCCAAGCCAGUUUAGCCCCACAUUCAGCUGACCCGAAUGGCUUUUGGAGCGAUUGCAAAGCAAACCAUGCGAAUUGUACCUCGUCUCAGAUUCAGUUCCUCCAAGACUUCAGAGAUCAAUUGCUAAACGACUUGAAAGACUUCGCAAACACACCUCAAACUGGACUAUUCAUAAAUUCUUGUUUUGCUCAUUGCCAGUCUGAGAGACAAGAGACAUGGUUUGCUGAUAACUCUCCCCUACUUGACAACAAGCCAAUUGCAGUUGCUGUCGGAGACUGGUAUUUCGACCGAGAAGUAGUUAAAGCCAUUGACUGUGCUUAUCCCUGUGACAAUACUUGCCACAAUCUGGUGUUUAAGUGAGCCAAAUUAAUUUUCUUCUGCAACCAAUUGUGAUGUGAUGUUUACACUUUCAUCUUUGUAAUCGCCAUAUAUGUAUUUAUCAUUCAUUAAUUUUUCUGAAAACAAAAAAGAAUAUCCUUGUUUGAGGUGAACACUAUCAAGUGUCUCACCAUAAAUUUCCACUGAAAUAAUAAGUCUAUUUCAGUUACAUCCAUUAGUAUUCAUUUAAGCGGGUACACUUGUUUUUUCCCCUCCUAUAGUAAUAUGAAUGAUAUAUUUACCUUGUGUUACUAUA